This is a messenger RNA of Malaya genurostris, 983 nucleotides long. RefSeq names its product U-scoloptoxin(19)-Sm1a. The coding region runs from base 381 to 767 and encodes 128 amino acids. The record is from RefSeq and is a predicted model, not a curated record. NCBI's taxonomy places the organism in Eukaryota, Metazoa, Arthropoda, Insecta, Diptera, Culicidae. The transcript has 3 exons.
CAUAACCGCUCGUCAGUCGUCAGUUCAGAGCACCCAGAGCUAGCACCCAAUUAAAUAGUGUUGACGCGUGGCAGAUCUAAAACGCAAACGAGUCGAAUCCAAGUGUUUUUGCUUUUCGGUUUUUUUCGGUUUUUCAAUUUUGGUGCGUUUUCAGUGCCUGCUUCACUGGUCCGUUCUCCUGUUAAGGACAGCUUCAAAUCAUUACCGAUUUUAAAGUGCAAUUGAUCGCAAUACGGUGUUUGUGAGUCAGUAAUUGUGAUCAGUGAUGUGAGAACUUUGAAUCAACCCGGCAAUUGUGUGGAACGAUUUGAUUUUUGACGAUUAAACAACGAACUGAAACUUUUUUCGAUACGAAAUUGCUGUAGUUGGAAGGCUGAGCCAUGAAUUUCUACUUGUUGACCUUGAUGCUGUUAGGUGUAUGUGUUUGCGGCUGUUGUGGAGAUGAUACUUCUGCACAACCGAUGCCAGAAGCUGGUGAUGUAGUUCGAACGUACCUGGGCGUGAGUGUGUACAAAACGGAAAGGGCUUGCGCUAGGCUGGGUGGUUUGUGCGUGCACAAAACCGAUUGCCAGUCGCCCUCCACCAUGAGUGGACUCUGUCCGGGGAGUGCCCAUCGAGGUGUCGAGUGCUGUUAUGAAGUGAUUGCAGCGAAAGGCGAUGUUAGUUGUACCGAGUAUCUUGGAGAGUGCAUGCCGCAUUGCAAUCCGAUGUUGCAGAGGCCGGCAAACGACUGCAGGGAAAAUGAACAUUGUUGUGUCUUGGUUUGAAGCUGAAAACUAUACCGAAUUUCCGGUUCUCUUCCGCACACAUAUUUGGUAACAUAUUGUUUUUUAUCGUAGGUUUUUUAUUUCUUUUUUUUUGCAAACUACUUUGAUUAGUAAUAGUUGCAAUCACGUAUUUAAUGUAGAUCUACUUUAUAUGAAACAUCUCCGUAUAAUAUCACCUGUAAGUACAAUAAUUUGUUGCAUAAACAAUUGAACUUC